AUGGCAAAAUUUUACGCAUUUCUACUGGCGUUGGCGAUGCCAACAGCCUUCGCGCAACACUCAUCGGCGCCAAUUAAGGCCUUUACAAUCAACCAACAACUCCCUCUAAUUGGAGCUACAGGAGGUUCCCAUUAUCGCCAUUACGAUCAACAAACACAAGGCGCGCAAGAUCGUUCCAUCAGCACAACAUAUCACGGCAACUACUUCGGAAACAAAAUUUCCGCUACCCUCCCCAAGACCCUUGGCGAAGAUUUAUCAGGCGAAACUUUGCCCGUAAUCUCGUCAUCGUCUCUCGGAUCUCAUGCCACUUCUCAAGGCGCAUCUCACGAGACUUUCGGAGAUUUCGGGGGCGGCAGUUACUUUGGCAACAAAUUGUACAACGGAUUUUUGGAAACUCAAAAAAUUUGCCCUGUCGAAAAGUAUGCGCUCGAUGGCGAAGGCGUUAUUGAAUAUCAUUCAUCAUUGCCGAAAAUGGGGCAAUUUACUUUGUGCGCUUGGAUGCGUUUCACCAAUCACUCCGGGGAUCACACAAUUUUCACAUAUUCUGUCAAGGGUGAACCACGCGAAAUCCAAUUAUGGAUUGCCAACGCCAACAAGCAAAGUUUCAUCUCAAUGUCAGUUCAUGGGCAAAGUCUCUUCCGUCUGAACUACCCGCUCAAGAUGUUCGAGUGGCAUCACAUGUGCGGCUCGUGGAACGGCAAAACCGGCGAAUGGCAAUUGUGGGUGAAGGCGGAACGUGUUGGUCGCGGUUUCCACAAUCGGUUAAUUAAUCACGAACUCGAUGCUCAUGGUGUCGCAUUCUCCGGAGGUCCAUCAAUUACGGGUCCCGUUGCCGAUGGACAUCACUUUGAAAUCACCAUGGUACAAUUGUACAAAGUUGCCUUGAGUGCCGGCAAAGCGCAUCGCGAUCACAAACAUCAUCACGUGCAUCAUUUCGAUCACAAUGGACCAAUUGAGCCAACUACUGCUGCGCCAACGCCCGCUCCGCAACCUGCCCAACCAAUGAAUUCGUUGCUCAUUAGUGGACAAUUUCCCCAACGUGUUCCGUUAAAUUUGGCGAUGCCACAACAACAAGCGACAAUUACAAACAGCUUCACGAACGGUCAAUUGAAUGCCGGUUCGCGUUUAUUGCAGGAACAAUUUAUCACGAUCGCCCAACAGCAACAACAACAACAACACCUUCCCUUGCAAUACCAAAGUCAUGCCUUGGGACCUCAAACUAAACUUUCUAAGCGUCGCGCUCAAAAACGUGAAAUUUCCAAAAAAUUAACGAAACGCGGUUUGGUAAUGCUCAAAGACGGCAGCAUCGUCGAUGACAGUCUCCUAAAUGUACCGGGACUCUUUGAUGGAUUAACGAAAUUCGGCGUACCAGAAUUUAAAGAAGACGCGAUGCAAAAAACCCAAAAUGAUUUGGAAGACGAGAUCAAGGAACACGAUCGGGAACCCGCUGAAGGGGAAGUUCAGGCAGUCAUGAGUUUGUGUAGCAAAUGCCAAGCUGAACCCUUCCAAGGAGCGAUUUUAUUGUCAUGGAGAGACUUGCAAACGAGCACAAAAGGCGCCUUAAAAGCCCUCAGUACAGGCUCGUGCGGCGAUUUUUAG
Culicoides brevitarsis is the source of this 1599-nucleotide messenger RNA. RefSeq lists its product as uncharacterized. NCBI's taxonomy places the organism in Eukaryota, Metazoa, Arthropoda, Insecta, Diptera, Ceratopogonidae. The transcript has 6 exons. Bases 1 to 1599 code for a protein of 532 amino acids. The record is from RefSeq and is a predicted model, not a curated record.